Molecule: messenger RNA, 2385 nt
Organism: Diutina rugosa
Lineage: Eukaryota; Fungi; Ascomycota; Pichiomycetes; Serinales; Debaryomycetaceae
Exons: 1
Coding region: 1-2385 (794 amino acids)
Source: RefSeq, a predicted model, not a curated record
AUGACCGGCCCGCCUCUGCCAGCCAAAGGCCUCCCCCGACAUUACGCCAACGCCAAUGUAUCCCACUCGCUGGUUGCCAGCGGCGACCUGCGCACCAGCAUCGGUCUGGAUCAGCGCCGCCACACCGUCCUCGGGCUGAUCCGAGGCCGCUUGAACCGGUCCAAGGCCCUGGUGGUGCUGGACCCUCAGCCGAUCGCCGCCCCCGAGCCCUUGCGGGUGGGUGUCGAUGACUUUGCCGACACCUCGCUGGACGAGCUGCACCACCUGACCCUCUCCGAUGACAACACCCUGUACCUGCUGCUAUUGCUCGAAUACCAGGACCUGCUGGUCGCCGACGCCCGCCGCCAGUCACAAUUCGUCUUCAGCGAGCUGUUCGACGAACUGGCGUCGACCACCGCCACUGCGUCCGUCGCCACCGCUCCCACUGCUGCCAUAUCAAAAGUGGCAGUUCCUGCUCGAGCGCGACUGGGAAGUGCAGCGCUGGGUCACUCCCGCCGGCGACAGCCCCCAGGAACCUCCGCCCCGCCGCGCCCGGUGCCAGCGGUGAUCGAUACCACCCUCGCCAACGCCUUGGCAGUCUCGGGGGCACCAAAACUCGUCCAGAGUCCCGACCGCCUGCUGGGACUGUCGCUGCUGAAACUGCUUCAAUUUCGCCUAAAUCAGGACAAGCUUGUGCCCGUCGAAUCUAGUCGCAGCGGCGGCACUGAUUCCGGGACGCCGCCGAUGCCCCCGCCUACCAACACCGAAGCAGGCGGGUCCCGCUUAGUGACACCGCCUAGUGAACCUCCCAGCGGCCGCACCCUGGCCCUCUAUCAACAUGGCAACCGUGAUUCCCACCAGCUGCUGACAGAUGACCUGGACACUCGGUUGCCCGAUCCCGAUGUGCUGAGUACGAACACCCCUUCUCUAUCGACACCACGCUACCCGCAACGCCCCGACUGGCUGGGUGAACUGGCUGUGGGGCCACGGCCGCUGCUGGGUGAGCUGGUCGGGGUGGUUCGCUCAGAGUCGCAGAAGUCGUCGGCUUCCCCGAUGGCUCCCAUGGUGACGGUGGCCACCCUGGGGUCGGUGCCGAAGCUGCCGCUGAUGCUCCGAUUUUCCCAUGGUAGUGACUCGAUGGCGGAAGUGCUGCGUGACACAAUCCGGCUGCUGAUGUCGCUGGGUGAGUUACUUACGCGGCUCGAAAACUACUACGAGGGCGACGCUGAACCCGUCCCAGAGGAAGUCUUGCUACCUCGAAGACGCGUGGCGCCCCCGCUUACGACAAUCAAGUUCGCCCACGAUGAGUUGCGGGGAACGGAAACCGAUCUCACUGCGGGAGUCGACGCGGAGUCCGAGCUUCCCAUCACUAUUUAUAAGGUCCAGGGCAAGGACUACGAUGAGCUGACGCAGAGGUGGCUGGUGUACGAGCACAAUCGAACCAGAGCAUCGGCUACCUCCGGUAACGUCAUAAACGCCCCGCCGCGCCAACUGCUGAGUGAAUCACUCAGUGUAGGUGACACUCCCGACGCGACUGUGUCUCAACUGGGAGCACUGUCGCUGCCCCAUGUUGCCAAGGUACUGCCCCCUGGCCAUCCAUACACGCUGGCUAGUUAUCCUGUGAGCACAGGAACCGUCGGUGGCACUCGUCUGGAGCUGCACCGGCUGUCGUUGGCAUCUAGCCGUGCGGUACAGGCGCCGGCACUGGCAGCAGCGCUUGCGGCGGCGGUGGCGGCUACCCCGCUGACCGGCCAAAGCCAUCUGACCCAUACCACCCAAACGCCGCUGUCACAAUACACAGCACUGACUCCCAGCCAGUUGCGGAAUGUGAUAUUGCCUCCGACUCCAGCACCAUUGAAAAGCCUGGUGUCUCCGGCGCUGGCGCUGGCGCUGGUGCUGCGCCAACUGCCACUGGCAAAACAAGAACGUGUCGAUCCCAUUACAGAGCUGCGCACGCCGUCACCUCAUGUCCAACAUCCACAACAGCUGGUCGUACUGGACCACUCACCUCAAGAACAAUCACCAGCCCAUAUGUUUGGCGGUUCGCCUAACGUCGAGCCAUUUGCCAUAGACCUUUCCACCAUUGAGAAGGGGUGGCUGCCGCAUCUGGUGUACCGAGAUACUCCCAAAACUUACCUGUGGGGUCACUGGCUCGUAAUGAUGGUACUUGGGUUGAUCAUCAUCCCUAUCCACUUUAUGAUUUUUCUCGGUGUCUUAGAUCGCGACCCUCUGGCUCAUCAUCAAUACCUGGCUAUGUUUUACAGCGCCCCAAUGGGGAAGAAGCCUCGCACUGAAAAGUACACCAAGGCUCAGAAAAUAGCGUCGGCGGUAAUAGGGGUGUGUUGGCUAGCUAUCGUUAUUGCUAUGAUCAUUGUCGGCUUGGUGGUAGGUCUCACCACGAGAUGA